GGCGGGCCGCGCGCCGUAAGGAGUGGCACUUUUUAAAAGUGCAGCCCGAGGCCAGCCCUCAGCUUCGAGCACCUCUGUCCAGCGCCGGAUCCCUCCCGUCCCAACUGCGGCGCACGCCCCGGUCCCAAACCAGUCCUACCCAGGCCAAUCCAUCCUGCACCAUGCCGGUGAAAGGAGGUACCAAGUGCAUCAAAUACCUGCUCUUCGGAUUUAACUUCAUCUUCUGGCUUGCUGGAAUUGCAGUCCUUGCCAUUGGACUAUGGCUCCGAUUUGACUCUCAGACCAAGAGCAUCUUCGAGCAAGAAGCUAAUCAUUCCAGCUUCUACACAGGAGUCUACAUUCUGAUUGGAGCUGGGGCCCUCAUGAUGCUGGUGGGCUUCCUGGGCUGCUGUGGGGCUGUGCAAGAGUCCCAGUGCAUGUUGGGAUUGUUCUUUGGCUUCCUCUUGGUGAUAUUUGCCAUUGAAAUAGCUGCAGCCAUCUGGGGCUAUUCACACAAGGAUGAGGUGAUUAAGGAACUCCAGGACUUUUACAAGGACACCUACAACAAGCUCAAGACCAAGGACGAGCCCCAGCGGGAAACGCUGAAAGCCAUCCACUACGCGUUGAACUGCUGUGGUGUCGUUGGAGGUGUGGAGCAAUUUAUCUUGGACAUCUGCCCCAAAAAGGACAUUAUCGAAACUAUCCAAAUUAAGUCCUGCCCCGAGGCCAUCAAAGAGGUCUUCGACAGCAAGUUCCACAUCAUUGGUGCAGUGGGCAUCGGCAUCGCAGUGGUGAUGAUAUUUGGCAUGAUCUUCAGUAUGAUCUUGUGCUGUGCUAUCCGCAGGAGCCGCGAGAUGGUCUAGAGUCAGCUCACAUCCCUGAGCAGGAAAAUCCACCCCCAAAGAUUGUGGCGGGGGGGGUUGGUUUUUUUUUUUUUUUUUUUUGCCACUAACAUUAGUAUCCAUUCUGCAUUUCUAAACAAAAGUUAUUCUGUGUUUGUCAUUUUAAUGCUUUAUUCAACGUUGACAUUUGUAGUUGAGAGAUUUGGGGGUUUGGUUUGCUUUGGUUUAUAUUUUUGUUGUUAUUGUUUAUUUUUGCUUGUAUGUUAAGCAGAAAUCCUGCAAUGAAAGGUACUAUAUUUGCUAGACUCUAGACAAAAGAUAUUGUACAUAAAGAGAAUUUUUUUUGUCUUAAAUAGAUAAAAAUAUCUAUCAAAUUUAA
Molecule: messenger RNA, 1200 nt
Organism: Ictidomys tridecemlineatus (thirteen-lined ground squirrel)
Lineage: Eukaryota; Metazoa; Chordata; Mammalia; Rodentia; Sciuridae
Gene: Cd9
Product: CD9 molecule
Cellular component (GO): plasma membrane
Source: RefSeq, a predicted model, not a curated record